CCCACAAAAAGAAACACCAUUCCCCCAGAAACAAAAACAUCCAUGGAAGACGAUAAACCAGAACACGACCACGACCACGAACACGAACACAGCGAUUCCUUCAACAAUGGCUCCGACAUCUUCCAACAGCUCAUGGACCGCUACUCCAAGUCGGCGGCCCCGCAGCACCGCCACCUCCUCGGCACCGCCGCCGCCAUGCGCUCCCUCCUCGCUGCCGAGUCCCUCCCUCUCACUCCUCCGGCCUACUUCGCCGCCGUCAUUUCCGCCGUCGAUGAGGCCGCGUCCUCUCCCCAACCCCUGGACCUCACCGCCGUCGCCGCACUCCUCUCCUUCCUCGCGAUCGUCCUCCCCCUGGCGCCGCCUCGGGGGAUCGACGCCGCGAAGGCGAGCGAGGCCGUGAAGGUCCUGGUGAGGCUCUUGGAGAGGGAGAAGGAAGGGCUCGCCGUGGCGACCGUCAGGGCCGGGGUCAAGUGCUUGGGGGUUUUGGUUGGGUUCUGCGAUUUGGAGGAUUGGAAUUCGGUGAAAUUAGGGUUCGAGACGCUCAUAAAGUUCUCCGUCGAUAGGCGUCCCAAGGUAAGGAGGUGUUCUCAAGAAUGUCUUGAGAAGGUUUUUAAGUCAAUCACUUGCUCUGCUGUUACUAAGGAGGCAAGCAAGUUGGUGAUGUCCAUGCUUAAAACUUACAUGCCUUUGGCAGGUGAACUUGGUAAAUCAGGGGCUUUGGCUGGAUCGAAAGAUGAUAUUUUGUCGGAACCUAAAAAUGUGGAGGUCUUCCACAUGCUAAAUAUGUUGAAGCUUAUCGUUCCUUUUCUCUCCAUGAAAACAAGGUCCAAAGUUCUUUCAGAAGUAGAUAAGAUUAUGAAAAGUCAGUUCUCAGCAUUUACAAGGCACAUUCUCAAAACUAUUGAAACAUGUUUUGAAACCUCAAGUGUUGAUGCUAUUGCACCAAAGACAGAGAAGAUUGUGGUCUCUCUUUCUUCGUACGUCUCUUUGGGAGAUAAAAACCCCUUGGAUACUGUCAUCUCUGCAACAACAUUGUUAAAACGUUCUCUUGACAUACUUCGUGCUGGAGAAUCAAGCGCACAUGUUAAGAAUCUUCCCCUAGUUUUUGAUUCCAUUGCAGGUCUUCUGACCUCCGAGGCUUCAAUUGCAUCACAUGCUGCAACUAUAUUGAAAGAGCUAAUAAGUCAUCAUUUGGACCAAAGAAGUCUACCGGUUGAUGAUAAUCAACCAUUGGAAGUUGAAGGAGAGGAGAACAUUGGAGCAAGUGCAAUACAAUCUGCAUGUGCUAUCUUGGAGAAUUCUCUUAUGACUUCUGAUGGAAAACCCAAUGAGUAUAUUUUGGGGGUCAUAUCUGCUUUGUUCCUUAAACUUGGAAGGAUCUCUUAUUACUAUAUGAGAAAUAUUCUCCUCAAACUUGCUGACCUGAUGAGCCUUGCUAGCAAGGCUAAAUCUAAGACUUAUCAUCUUGAGAAUUGUAUUGGAGCUGCAGUAUUUUCUAUGGGACCAGAGAAGUUACUAAUGCGUGUGCCUAUAACCCUUAAUGCUGGCGAUUUUACUUGUGCAAAUAUUUGGUUGGUUCCAAUCUUGACGAAGUAUGUUGUUGGAGCAUCGUUGGGGUAUUACAUGGAACAUAUCAUGCCUCUUGCAAAAUCCUUUCAAAGGGCAAGCCGUAAAGAUAAAAGGGCAACACGUGGUCAAAAUCUACAAGAUCAUGCCCGUGACUUACGGGGAUUGCUCCCUGCUUUUUGUCGGUAUCCAACUGAUCUGUACCAAAAUUUUCAACUUCUGGGUGACGUUUUGAUUAAGUUUCUGAAGGAGGACUCAUCUAUGCAUGAAAACGUUGCUAUUUCCUUACAGGUUCUUGUCAAUCAAAACAAACGUGCGCUGACCCAAAAAACUGACGCUGGUGGGUCAAAUUCCUCUGAAGUGAAAGAAUCCAUAAAAGAGUUCGGCAAUCUACCAACUUAUUCAAAAAAAAUUGCUUCAAAAAAUAUAAAGGCUCUAUCAUCGUAUUCCACUGCAUUGCUUCAGGCUCUGGCAGGCUUAUAUAUUGAGUCACCCCCCGGGAAGCGCUCAAUUUUAAAGGACGCCGUUGGAUGCUUGGUUUCUAUUACUGAUUCUUCCAUAACCAAAGAGAUUCUCAUAUCAUUUUUUGAGCAUUUUAAGUUCAUUGAUGAUGAGGGUGAAUUUGUAAAUCCGGAGAAUGGAAAAGCAUUGAUUGAUAAAGAUGAAGGGCAUCCAAGUACUUUGGUGAAGGAUGCUGAAAGAUGUUCUAUUAUGGAGCUCGCGUCUUCUCUUGUUGGAGGGGCCAAAGCGGACCUAGUUGAUCUCAUCUAUAAAUUUGUUAAGUACAGUUUUCAGGUUACUGAUGGGAUUGGUGAUCAGCAAACAUAUCACACUUUAAGCAGAAUUCUGCAGGAACAUGCUUGGUUUUGUUCUUCCCAGUUUGUUGAGCUGAUUGAUUCUUUAUUAGACUUUAAAUCUCCUACUGACGUUCCUACUCUAAGGAGUCGCUUUGCUUGUUUCCAUCCUUUAAUGGUUCACCUACUGAAGAUAGAUUCAGAGGAAGAAAAUGCAAAGGCUUUUCAAAUUGUCAAUGAGAUCAUACUCACUUUGAAGGACGCCAAGGAAGAAGCAAGGAAAGCAGCUUAUGAUGUACUACUUGACAUAAGUUCCAGUUUGAGAGAUGUGUCGUCUUCUAGUUCUGAAUCUUCUGAGGCACCUUACCAGAAGCUAAUAACCAUGAUAAUGGGCUAUCUUUCUGGUGCAUCACCUCACAUUAAGAGUGGAGCAGUGUCUGUUCUAUCGGUGCUGAUAUACAAGGAUGCGAAUAUCCAUCUUUCAAUGCCUGACCUUGUUCCCUCUCUUCUACCUUUGCUGCAAGGCAAAUCUCUUGAAGUUAUAAAAGCUGUUUUGGGCUUUAUGAAAGUGUUAGCAUCUAGCUUGCCAGCUCGGGACUUGCAGAAUCUUCUUUCUUGUGUUGUCAAAGGAAUUCUACCGUGGUCAGCUUUUUCAAGAAACCAUUUCAGAUCAAAGGUUACUGUCAUAAUGGAGAUUAUGAUACGUAAGUGUGGUCUUUCAGCAGUUGAGUUAGUUACCCCAGAGAGAUAUAGGAGUUUCGUCAAGUCCGUUGUGGAGAACCGCCAUAACAAGACAAAUUCCAAGGAUGCUGCUGAUAGUAAUACAGAAGCAAAGCAGGAUGAAACUUUUACCUCCAGGCACAGGAAUAGAAAACGCAAGGAAUUGGAUACAGCACAUGAGAAAACUGGAUCAGUGAAAAAUGAAAAAGGGAAGAAGAAACACAUUGCCAACAGCACUGGCACAAAAGAGUCCGAUAUCUCCACUGCUGCAGCUAAAGUAAGGAGAUUUAGCAAAAUAGAAUCGUCAUAUACACCAGGAAGGGGUAGAAAAUCGAAUAAAAAGAAUUUCGAUAAAGGACCAUGGGGUGGUCAAAAGAGGAAGAUAAACAUGAGCUCGAAAGACAAAGCUGAUCAGAAACCAGCCAGCAGAUCCACAUUAGAAUUAAAGCGAGAAAGGAGAGAUGCAGAUUUGGCCCCUACACAAAAACAGAAUUCAAAAAUCUCACUGAGGAUUGACUUGGUCUUCUUCCCCAUUCUCUCGGACACUUACUGGAGAUGAGGGCUUUGUUGAUCGAGCUUAAAAUUGCAGCUAGAAUUUGGCUAUAAUGCCGAAUGCAAAUUUUGGUUUCAUUUAGGCUUUGCUAGCUUUCAUCACAGUACUGUUUUAGUAUUGUAAAAUUAUUUAUGAGGCAGAGCUUUCCCUCUGUAAACAAAA
Morus notabilis is the source of this 3795-nucleotide messenger RNA. RefSeq names its product RRP12-like protein. The coding region runs from base 43 to 3639 and encodes 1198 amino acids. Lineage: Eukaryota; Viridiplantae; Streptophyta; Magnoliopsida; Rosales; Moraceae. The record is from RefSeq and is a predicted model, not a curated record. The transcript is spliced from 19 exons.